AUGGUGGAAGAAAUCGAGCAGGAGAAGGCUCGCCUGGAGGCCAUGGAAGUGGUGGAACAGGAGGAGCCACCACAACCACUCCCGGAGGGCCAAGAGAGGGAGCGCCUCCUUCGCUGGGCCCUCACGUUCCAGGCCCGCAUCCCUCAGUCGGACUGGAGGCGUGAGGAACGCCGGCGAAUGGAGGUGGUCCGCGCCAUCCAGGAGGAGAUGGAAUCAGACCAGACGGACGGCAGGACAGCUGAGACUCUGUCCGAACAUGGGACCUUAAAAUCCCAUUGUUCGGACACCUCAAAGGGGUCCCAGCUGUCCCUAGACGGGCAAGCGGAGAAGGAGCUGGAGGACUACCUGGGCAGGGGAACGGAGUCAGUACCAGCUGGGAAGGGGGAGACCAUCAACCCCCAACCAACUGGACCACCGGCUCCCCCCCUUCACUCCGAGGCCCAGGGACAACAAAAUCGUCCACCUCCACCAUCUCCGCCACCACCGCUCAGCCGUCCGUCAACACCACCGACCGACCAUCCACCACCGCAGCCACCGACCGACCACCCACCAUCGCAGCCACCGACCGACCAUCCAUCACCGCAGCCACCGACCGACCAUCCACCUCCAGCACCACCGACCGACCACUAG
Phymastichus coffea is the source of this 630-nucleotide messenger RNA. Its product is annotated as protein enabled homolog. NCBI's taxonomy places the organism in Eukaryota, Metazoa, Arthropoda, Insecta, Hymenoptera, Eulophidae. The transcript has a single exon. The record is from RefSeq and is a predicted model, not a curated record. The coding region runs from base 1 to 630 and encodes 209 amino acids.